Molecule: messenger RNA, 2016 nt
Organism: Amborella trichopoda
Lineage: Eukaryota; Viridiplantae; Streptophyta; Magnoliopsida; Amborellales; Amborellaceae
Product: RING/U-box superfamily protein
Source: RefSeq, a predicted model, not a curated record
CCGGAGGAGUUGCAGACGACCCGCUCUGUCCGUCGGUCCGAAACUUUUUCGAGAGAGAAAAUUAGAGAGACAUGGAAACCGUGAGACUGUAGAGAGAUAAAAAGCUUCACAGCAAGUCAGAAAAGUCCUUUGAGAGAGACAUUUUUUCUAGAGAGAGAGAGAGACGUGGAGACCAUUGGGAGGGAGACGGAGAAAUCCUUGUUCACGGAGGGGAGGCAUUUUUCUGGAGAGAGAAGAGAGGCAUUUUUCUAGAGAGGGAAAGGAGAUAUCCUUGUCUUGGGCAGGUGGAGAGCAGACAGAUCUUUAAAGCUUUUUGUGUGUGCUUCUCUGACAUUCUCUCUCUCUCUUCCCUCUCAAGGGCGCCAUAUCUGUUGGAGUUGCAGCAUCCGAUGCCGCCGCAUUGAUGCAGAGGAACCCUUCUCUCUCUAUAUGUAUCUAAAUAACUCUGGCGAUUUACAGAUCUCUCUCUCUCUCUGCUCUUUCUCACUCUUAAUUCUUGGUUCGCGAUAGAGGAUCCUCUGCUGGUUGCCUCACCUCUGAAACUCCCGUAGCCCUAUGAUCCCUAAGAGAAGAAAAAUAAUUUCAAGCAGAAGAAGUUUCUGAGGAUGGAAGAGGAGCAAAGACGGAGGCUCACUCUCUCCGAUCAACUCUCAGUUCUGCAAUCACUGCACCUUCGAGACUUCCUCAGAGCUGCUGCCCAAGAACCCAACAGCACCAACCAUGAAAUCCAAAAUACCUCUUCCAGCCUAAUGACCCAAAAUCGAAUCACUCUUGGAUCUGUUCUUCAAUUCAACAAAACCACCAAUGAAUCCUCCGAGACGAGCAAGACCCUCCUUGACAUAAUCAGAGAUGAGGAAGAGGAAUCCAACCCAUGUAGAAUAGUUGCAAACAACAAAUCAGGCUGGAAAACUUUCAAAAAUCGACUUGGUUUUCGUCGAAUCGCUUUUUGUGGAAGCACAUGGGGCAACAACUAUUCCAGCCAAAUUCCAGCCCAUUCCCAGCCUAUAGAAGACCACCAACCGCUCCAAACUUUGCUAGAAAACUCGACAGAAACUACAGAGCGAGUCUCAGAAGGUGAAGAAAACAUAGAGAGACCUUCAACAGGUGGAGAAAACACACAGAGAAUCUCAAUGGAUAGAGAAAACUCUGAGAGAAUAUCAGGAAUGAACUUAGCAGCUGCUUUGGCUGCUGAGAGGCAAUGGCGACCACCAUCUCCUAUGCCGGAAUCUGCGAGGCCUUUGCCAGAAUUGAUACCGGAAAAUGUGGCAACACCUUUGAGGAUGUCCUUGAUGGCUUUGUUAGAGGAGGGAGAAGGGGGACGGUGCAUGGUGGGGCAGAGUAUGGCUUUAGAGGAGGAAAAGGAAGAGGAAGAGGUGGGAUUGGUGGUUGGCUCAGGGUGUUGCGUAUGCAUGGUGAGGAAUAAGGGAGCGGCAUUCAUUCCUUGUGGCCAUACAUUUUGUAGGGUGUGUUCAAGGGAGGUUUGGGUGAGUAGGGGGUCAUGUCCUCUGUGUAAUGGGUUUAUUAGGGAGGUUUUAGACAUUUUCUGAUUGUCGGUGAGAGGGGCUUUCGGAGUUUUGAGGCUGGGAUCGUUUUGGGCUGGAUUUUUGUUGGUCUCUGUGUAAUUCUUGGAGGGUCCCUUAUCCGUUGUUGGUCUCUGUGGAGAUGGGAGGAGUGGAAGGAGGUGGUGGUGGUUGAGCUAGUACCAUCCAUUGACCUUUUAUUGUUUCCCAGCAAUUAGGGGAUCAGUUCUUGUGAGAUGAGGGUCCCUUAUCCACUUAAUUAAAUAUUGAUGGAUGUAUAUGGAGUAGGAGGAAUCUUGAUGGAUGUGUAUGGAGUAGGAGGAAUCUUGAUGGAUGUAUAUGGAGUAGGAGGAUUCUAUCUCUCUCUCUCAGUUGAUUUGCUCUCUCGCUUACUGUAUGUAUCUCUCUGGCAGCCUGGCAACCUGUGUUUUAUAACAUGGAACCUUUUGAACUGUUCCCGAUUAGCAAUUCUAGUUUGGGAAUGCCCAACCAUUAA